This is a messenger RNA of Mesorhabditis belari, 1791 nucleotides long. The record is from the annotation of a GenBank genome assembly. NCBI's taxonomy places the organism in Eukaryota, Metazoa, Nematoda, Chromadorea, Rhabditida, Rhabditidae.
AUGCAAAUGCAAAACAUCGACGUGUUUGAGCGCUAUAAUUUGUACAUUUUGCCCGAGAAGUUCUUCAUUGAGCCGCGCGACAGAGAUGGAGGACUAGCGUCGACGAGAUACAUAGAAAUCGACAGAAUUUCCACAAAUAUUCGUGUCAGAGAUCAAAAUGAGGAGCGUAUACGCGUUGCUGACGCUGAAAUCAAACUCAUUUAUGGCGUUGUUGGAACAAUACAACUUGUUGCUGGACCAUCGCUUAUUGUUAUUAAUCGAGCUAAGCAAGUCGGGAGUAUAAUGGGACACGAUGUUUGGCAAAUGGAAGGUGCUGAGGUUAUUCCUUAUCGACGGACAACAGCCCACUUAACAGAUAAACAGGCUCUGCAUGAACGUCAUUUUCAAGACUUGCUGACUCUGGUCCUUUUACAGCCGGGUUUCUAUUUUUGUUAUUCUUUCGAUUUAACACGCUCUCUACAAUGGUUGAGUGAAAACGCAAAUCCUGAAUUUCGCAAACUUUCACUAAUCGAACGCGCUGAUCCACGUUUUGUUUGGAAUGGUUACCUUCUUAGUCAACUUCGAUCAAUUCGUGAUGCUGUUCAAUUUUGUCUUCCACUUAUGCACGGGUUUUAUGGGUCACGACGCGUGAGAAUUGGUGGUCACAUUUGCUGGCUUACGCUGAUCUCACGUCGAAGUAUUCAAUCAGCUGGCGUCCGUUUCCACAAAAGAGGCGUUAACGCUGAAGGUCAACCCGCAAAUUUCGUUGAAACCGAGCAAAUCGUUCAUCCGGAUGGUGAUACAAAUGCUCUUGCGAGUUUUGUCCAGCUUCGUGGAUCGAUUCCCCUGUUCUGGUCACAAAAACCGAAUCUACGUUGGCAGCCAUGUCCAAUGCUCAAGCCUGCCGAUGACCAAUUGCAAGCGUACGUUAAACACUUUGAAUCGCAACGACAGUUAUACGGAGGAAACCAUGUGAUUGUCAAUCUUGUCAAUCAGAAAGGUCGUGAAAACAAAGUCGGAGGUGAGUUGGAAAGGAUUUCUCUACAAGCAAACUUACAAUAUGUCAGACAUCAUGGAUUCGACUUUCACCGUGAAUGUGGCGCAAUGCAAUGGGAACGAUUAUCAAUUCUGAAAAAUCAGCUCACCAAGGAGAUUGCUAGUUUUGGUUUCUUUGCAACUUCCUCUUUGAAUCCUUCGAUCAAUCAAACACAGCUUGGAUAUUUCCGAUCGAAUUGUAUGGACUGCCUGGAUCGAACAAACGUCGUCCAAUCUAUGCUUGCACGAGCGGUUCUGCCAUUACAACUUGGAGCAUUGGGAUUCGUUUCUCCUCAAAGCUUCGAAGUGGUCAGCAAUGCCGACUUAGAGGAGGCUUUCAAAAACUUAUGGGCAGACAACGGUGAUCAAUGCAGUAAACAGUACGCUGGAACUGGUGCCUUGAAGUCAGAUUAUACUCGUCUGGGCAAACGUACCUAUGUGGGAGCACUUAACGAUGGAGUGAACGCGAUCACACGAUAUUUUCGAAACAAUUUUGCUGACGGAAAUCGACAAGAUGCUAUCGACUUGUUCCUUGGCAAUUUCCGAGUUGAUGUCACAAAUUUGCCUACGAAUUUCGACGCUACUUUAUUGGCUCUCAAUCAACAGGGUGUUGCGAUUCUUGCUGCCGCUGUGGCGAUGAGUAUGACGGUUUUGUGCAUUCUUGUAGCAGAAAACUACUCGGCUACGUUCUUCUGGCUCUGCGUCUUUGGUCUAUGUAUGGCGUUCAUCGUUCUGAAUGGCGAGGAUUUCGUGAAUUCGCCCAAGCUGAAGAAAGAC